Poecilia latipinna (sailfin molly) is the source of this 2937-nucleotide messenger RNA. RefSeq names its product TCDD-inducible poly [ADP-ribose] polymerase-like. NCBI's taxonomy places the organism in Eukaryota, Metazoa, Chordata, Actinopteri, Cyprinodontiformes, Poeciliidae. Gene Ontology annotation, molecular function: metal ion binding; NAD+ poly-ADP-ribosyltransferase activity. The transcript is spliced from 5 exons. The record is from RefSeq and is a predicted model, not a curated record. Gene Ontology annotation, cellular component: nucleus. Bases 6 to 1859 code for a protein of 617 amino acids.
CAAAGAUGUCUGAUGUUUCAAGUGGGAGAAGAAAAAAAAGAAAGUUGGCACCCAAAGCCCCAAAGGGCCCAUCUGACAGUCCCAAAGCCAUGAUGCUCAAUUCAUCCCUUCUCCUCCUGGAAGUGCCUGCCGACACCAACACCAGCCUCCCGGUGUGGGAUGCCGUGAGAUCCCUGAAAGUCGGCGUCACCUGGACGGUCAAACCUUACGGCAUCAGUAUCAACUUAACACCUCUUCCUGUGAAGCAGGGGGACGUCACCGCUUCCUGUGAGAGAGAAAACACAUCCAGUGUGGCGGAAACCUCCAGCCUUCAGCUGCAGAUCCAGAACACCUCCUGUGUGUUGCUGACUUUCUCCCACAGCUGCCUGCCAACGCCGCCCCACACAAAUCAACCAAACCAGAGUCUUGUCAACCCGAUUUCUGUGUCACUGCCUCUCCUCAUCACUCAUUCUCCACCAGGAUAUCAGCCUGGCACCAUUGCAACCAUAAAGCCCCCACCUGCUAUCCAACCACCUACAAGUGUUUCCGGCGACCUUGAUGUUGAACCCAAGAAACCUGAUCUCUUAUCGUUUCACACAAAGGUCUCCCCUGAUGUCUGCAUCUGCGAUAACUUCCUUCUGGGUGCAUGUGAUGCAGGGGUAAAGUGUAAGAUGCACCACACACCUUACCCUUUCCACUGGCAGCUGUGGUCUAUAAAGACCCACCAAUGGAUCGACCUCUCACCUCGCGCUCAGGUCUUACUGGAGAGGAGCUACUGUUGUGCUGAACAGAGCGACGUUACCCUCGUAGACAAGGAAAAAUACCACGUCCUGGACUUUGAAACAAUGGAGCUGGACGAUCUCUCAGAGUAUGAUGCAGUUAGGCGACUUACUAACUCAGAGAACGUAGAAACAAACCCUCACUUUCCAAGCAAGAGCAAAAUCUACUGGUGUGAGGGCAUGGACUACAAAGAGUACAGCGUGGAUUUGUCUGCCCUUCUCCUGAAAAAGAUGAGUGAAAAGGAGCUAAAAUGUUCCUUCAGCAUCGGUAAGCAGAAGUACGAGGUGGACUUCACCAGUAUGACCCAGACCAGAAUCAGCACCGGCUUCCAGAGACAAAUUUGUUGCAGACCUGCCUACCGCUCACCAGAGUCCAUGUAUCCUUACCUAAAGACUGGAGUCCAGUCUGACUUAGAUAAUUGUGAGGCCAACGCUGCUGCGGCUAACUUCAGCGUAGAUCCUCUGCAGGAGUUCAGCUCCUGGUACCCUCCAGUCUGGCUUCAGGGCUCAGAAGAGGAUUACCUCCUGGUUGAUGUUCCGGCUGGGACUCAGGCAUCCCGGAGCAUCAAAAAGUUCUUCCACGAAAACCUGCCAGAGACCAAGGUCGACAUCAUCAGCAUCCAGCAGAUCCAGAACCUGCUGCACUGGGACAAGUACCAAAGGCAGAAAACACACAUGCAGAAACACCACACGGAAGCCGAGGGACCUCUGGAGAGACAUCUCUUCCACGGGACCACAAAGGUCGCCUCAGAGAGCAUCUGCCUCCACGGCUUUGACCCCCGGGUGGCCGGCCUCAACGGACACUCUCACGGGUUCGGCUCUUACUUUGCUACCAACGUGCUCAUGUCCCACGAGUACACAGAAGCAAACGAGUACGAUGAGGUUGGUUGCAUGUUUCUGGCCAAAGUCCUGGUGGGAAGAGUUUGCUUGGGGAAACAUAACUACCGGCGACCGCCCAACGGCAAGGUCAGUCUCUACGAUGCCUGCGUCGACAACAAGCAAAACCCUCUGAUGUUUAUAGUGUUUGACAGCUGCCAGUGCUACCCAUACUACCUGAUCAAGUACAAAAAGUUAUCUGAAGAGAUUAAUAUUCUCGACUGAUGAGAAUUAAAUCAGAAAUAGUCUGUCAGAAAGUGUUCAUGACAAUAUGCAGCAUUUAGAAAUGUUAGAAAAUGUUCUGGUUAACAUAAAGUGCACAGUUCUGCAAUGAAGUUUUCACCAAAAAGGAUUGACAGUUGAUUUGUUUUUACAAGUUCUUUAUUUUUUCUUCUUUAAAAGACCGUACAUCAGUGGAAAUAAGCACUUCUGAGUUCCCUUUUCAAAUUUCCCAGAAUCAAAUUGAAACGUUUAUGAAAAUUGUUUUCAGUCAAUAAAAUUCUUUUUCACACAUAAUUAAAUGUAAAAACAGGAAUUGAGAAAUUGUAACAUUUGUAUUGGUUCUAAUAAAAGCAUACAUUUCAGACUGGGAAGUUUUUCACUAAACUCACUUUGCAGGAACAGAGAAACAUGAUGGUAAUUUUUUAUGGAAAUCUAAAUUCUUCAACAGUUUAUUGCACAAUCUGCCAUGUAGAGUUCAGACAAAAGUGAUUUUUGAAAUAUUUGUAAGAAACUGUGUAGCACAUGAGGAGUGUAACAGGUGGAGAGCUCCAGAGGGCCAUUUGAGGCCUUAUUUCAGGAGAGGAUAAUACAAUAUAAACCUAACAUUUUUUAAAAAACAAAGAGUUAAAGUUUGAACUUCUUAUGAAGUCUUCUCUGAUCCACAGUUAAAAUUGUAAAUAUAUACUCAAAUAUAACUGCACACCCCAAUGAUAUUAGCUAAAUUAGUCUUGGCUAAUUAGCCGUUUAAAGUAGGUAAACUUAAAAUUCUGCUGAGCAGAGCGGUCACAUAUGAAGUACAGAUGUAUGUAUAUAUUUGAGCCUACAUGUGUAGCGUUUCGAUAACGUUUGUGGAUUUGUGUGAAAUUCUUACUUCUGCACGUCUUAUAGAAGAAAAAGAAAGAAAAAUGAGGCACCUACACAUGGCUGACUACCAUGUAGAGAGAAAUUAUAUAUGGGCAGUACAAAUUUUCAUUUAACUUAUGUUUGGCUUUUGUAAUUAAUACAAAAAACAAACAAACAAAAAUCACAGUUUGUGCAUCUGUUCACCAAAAUAACAGCUCACCAGUGUUAUAACAGGAAU